This is a messenger RNA of Bacillus rossius redtenbacheri, 1538 nucleotides long. RefSeq lists its product as uncharacterized. NCBI's taxonomy places the organism in Eukaryota, Metazoa, Arthropoda, Insecta, Phasmatodea, Bacillidae. The record is from RefSeq and is a predicted model, not a curated record. The coding region runs from base 157 to 1398 and encodes 413 amino acids. The transcript has 7 exons.
AGUGUGACGAACCUCAGGAGAUGUUUCCCUGGCUACCCGAGCCCAAAUCUUUCUGUCUCUGAAGUGUGACCUCGACCACUCUCCAAUUGGCUUUCAGCGCCUCUCUCGGCAUAUCUGCACACUCGCCGCGGCAGUGCACACCGACACCUGGACGCCAUGACUGCAAGCGAACCCCGGGGACACUGGGUGCUGAGGUCGCACUGCGAGUGCCUGGUGUUCCCGAGCCCGCACGCCAGCCUCGCCCUGCCGACCAGACACGGCCGCCUGCAGUGGCACCUGCGCGGGGUGUCCGGGCGACAUGGGGACGGCUACCAGAGGCAGGUCGCGGCGGCCCUGCUGACCACCGUGCGCGCCUGGACCGCCCGAGGCGCCUGCUUCUCCCGCCUCGUGCUCGACGACCUGCUGGUCAAGGCUGGCCACUUGGCGCCGGCGAGCCGGUCAGCGCUAGUCCGCGGGCUGGAGCAGGUGCUCAGGUUCCAAUAUGGGCUGACCGCCGUGUCUCUGGAGAACUGCAGGCUGGACCGCGGCGAGGGCACGCGACUGCUGCGCGCUCUGGCGGUCAGCUCGGCACACACGCUGCAGCAGCUCCACCUGCAGGGGGCCUUCGCCGCCGGCCAGAACCCUCUGCUCGAGGACUCCACGCCGGAGCCGUUCAGAGGUGCCCCGGCAUUCCGCUCGAAGAUGGCGUGCCGCGGGGACUACGAGCAGGCCCUGAGUGCCUUCUCGGCACUGCGCUUCCUCGCCCUGGACCACGGGCAGCUGAGCUCCGAGGUGCUGGUGUGGCUGGUGUCCAGGCGGCCCGCCAGCCUGAGCUUCCUCCAGCUGCUGUGCCUGGAGCGCGAGCUGGAGUCCCCCGCCGUGCCGGACGGCGUCUGGAGGCUGGCGGCGGCCCUGCAGCCGCAGCUCUCGGUCUGCAUCGUCAUCGAGGGCGUGGCCGAGGACAAGAGGACGAAGCGGUUCCUGAGUCCGUUCAUGCCGCUGCGCCACUUCAGCGUCUCGUCAGGGCUCCAGGCAUGGCGGCGCGCGCCCUGGGACUUCCACGUGACCCUGCGCAGGCUCGCUCACACGCACGGCCGCCAACUAGAGAGCAUCUACAUCCACCUGCACCGCAGCAGGGAGGACCUGGACUCCAUGUUGGCCGAGAUGUUCGACUUGUUCCCGCGGCUGGAGAGCCUGGAGUUCACUGGCCUCGUCCAGGACACGCGGACCAUAGAGGGCAUUUGCAGCAUUCUGGCGACCGCUCCACGCUGUGCGCGCCACCUGAGGAUCCGUGCACAGGAGUCCUCCACGGGGGACCGCCGGCGGAUGCGGGAGAUCAUCGCCAGCCUCCAGGAGGAGUACCAGGAGCGUCUGGAGCAGGUCGGCGUGGUCCUUGACCUCGCCACGUACAGGGCAUAGUUCACCGCACCCGCUGUGACGGGCACAGUUCAAACCCCCAGUGUUGUUACUGCUACGUCACCCAAACAGCAUUAAAACUAUCAUCGUCAGAGGAAAAAUAAAUCAGUGUGUGAAUUUAUAAUAAACGACUAACACACAUA